CUGGAAUACGACAUCUUCUCGGACCUCAACCUGUAUUUGGUCAUCGGUCUGGGCUCGGUGUCCUUCCUGCUGCUCAUCACCAUCCUGGUCACCAUCGUGCUCAAGUGUCAGAAGGUCAAGCCCAGCAAAGCGGCUCCUCCCUGCAGGAACAGCGUGAUCAGCGAGAGGAACUCCACCAUCGCAGAUUCCACUCUGGUGUCCAACGAUGCCUACUGGUACAGUCUGUUCCUAGCAGAGACCAGGAAAGGAAAACUGGUGGUCAGGCAGCCCAUGCCGAAGGGCUCAAGGUACAUUGUGUCCAGUAUUCCCAGGAGCACAGGCAUGUCUGAAACUAGCGGCUCGGCUCCUUCUACCUUGCAGGUACGACUCAAGUUUGUUCAGUGGCAUACUUACUCAAAUGUAAUCAGAAUUUCUCGGUUGAUUUUAGAGUCUCACAAUACUGUCUUAGUAACAAGCCUUUUCAAGAUUAUCGUUCUCAUAUAAUUUACAAGAUUGAUAAAUGGAAUGACUGCUUUAUCUGACCAUACAAACAUCAACAGAAAGAACAGCCAUCAGAAGGACAGAAAAGAAGAAAGAAAAUAGUUAAAAAAAAAAACUAAAGAAAACAAUCAAAUGUUUCAUCCUUCUUCACAGUGCACGUGUUGAAAAAGAAUGAGGAUGAUCUAAUAAAAACCAACAUACCUCUUCUUGCUUCUUUUGCUCCACAUAAUUAUGACAUUGAAUAUAUUGAUACAAUACAAUAAUAGGUUUAUAUAUGCCUAUGUAAAUGUACCCGAAUUACAGGCCCACAUAUAAAUGUGUACAUUAAUCUUGUUAUUAAGCUCAACAUAUAUGUAGAGAGAGAGAGAGAGAGAGAGAGAGAGAGAGAGAGAGAGAGAGAGAGAGAGAGAGAGAGAGAGAGAGAGAGAGAUCGAUUAUACAUACCCCGUAUAUGUACUGUAUAUGUGUAUAUAUAAACCUUUGUAUACCUUGUAAAUAUGUUAAUAUUUAUAAAGAAACAAAAACAGCACUUUCGCGACUCAAACAACCUUCAGGUCUCCAAAUGUCAGAGAUUUUCUCGGACAAAGUUAAAGAAACGACUCGGCACACAGGAAAAUUGUCUUCAAUAUCGGCGGGAGCGGACCUCUGAGAGCGAACGACGGUUGUUGCUCCGCGAUCACACUCUCGGCUCCCUCUCCGCCGGUUCGAACUUUUAUUGCAAAAUACAAGAAAGACCCUCCCCUAGAGAUUAGCAUACCGCGCCCAACGGUCCGGCCCUUCGGUAGUGAUCUGAUCUACCCGAAUACACAAGUCACAGACUUUGCUGAUGACUAAUGUCCACCUGGGCGCGACAGCUGUUCCCAAACUGUCUUUUGGUAUUCAACAACUCUUUGUUCCCAAUUUGUUUAUUCCCACUCUGUGAUUGAAUCUAGCCUUCGCCCCCCUUGCUUUGACGUGAUUACUCAAGAAAAAGGCCCUCCGCCCAAACGGCCGACACCUCUGCGCUGAGCGUGUCCGGACAUGCCCAAAUUAACCGAAACUUUAAACAUGAUACAAUUUUGCUCAUAGAUUCUUCUAACACCAAAACAAACAAAAUUUCAAAAAACACUCAAAACAAGGCAGCCCAGCGAUCAACUGGUUAGCAUGUCCGUUUCACAGUGCACAGACGCAGCGUUCGAUUACACGCUCCGGGCUUCCUGUGUAGAGUUUGCACGUUCUCCCCCCAUGCCUGCGUCGGUUUUCUCUGGGUACUCUGGUUUCCUCCCACAUUCCAAAAACAUGCACGAAAGGUUAAUUGGGCACUCUAAAUUGUCCAAAAGCGUGAUUGUGAGUGUUAAGUUUUUGUUAAAUCAAACUUUGCCCUGCGAUUGGCUAGCAACAAGUUCACAGUGUACACCGCCUCCUGUCCAAAGAUGGCUGGGAAAGGCUCCAACAUGCCCGCAACUCUCAUGAGGGUAAGCGACUUGCAUAAUGGUUGGAUGGAAAAACAUGACACAAUUUCAUUACAGCAACCGAGAUCACUCAGGCAGAUGUUUCAUCAUUUUCAAAAUGCAUUCUACCUGAUUGACGCACUUUUUUUCCUGAAAACUUUUCAAUAUAUUUUUGAACAAAGCAAAUGACCACAUAUUUAGCAACCGAUUUCAUCAAUAUUCAGAAAUCAAGAACUCUCACAGUGACCAACAUAGACACAUCUUUAUUUUAGAUUUGUGCUUGAUUUUUUUUUUAUAUCUGUUGCAGAACAUAACAACUCUCUCUGAUUUCAAACAGUGCCUUUGCACUGUGGCAAAGUAAAUCAUUCUGUACGUUGUACACUCUCUGUGCUAUUUUAAAUCCAACUAAGUCACGCAAUUUGACAGUCUUGAAAUUGAUAGACUGUGCAUUGUUGGUUCUUUGUAGUUCAAUUAAAUAAUUUGUCACAAAAAAUGUGGAUGAUUUUUUUUCUGUAAUUGUUACCCCACAUCGCCGGACACUAAUUCAUAAAUGGCAGGAGCAGCUUAGUUUUAUCAGGGAUGGCUUAACAUAAUGCCUUAAUCAUUAUUUGGCUUCCAGCGUCAUUUUGUAUCCAUUACCACUCCAAGAAAAUGAUCAUACAUUCUUACUUUUUCAAAUGAAUUUACCGUUGAUUCUGAACCUAGUUUUAGAUUUUUCUGCAUGCAAACCUGAUUAUUGAUCUAAUUCAACUCCUGUAAUCAUAUCACAGAACUCAGUAAAUGAAAGAGUCUGUUGUAUUUACAAUGGGGAGGCGAAGCAUUGCGACACUGGUUGCACGCAUUAAAAUAAUAAAUGUUGGCGAAAAUAAAACAAUAUUAUUGUCGUGAAACAUGAUUUUUACGCGUGCACCCAAUGUCCGUGCUUUUUCAAUGUCAAUGUCAAUUCGACAGCCUCUUUUGUUUUUUGUUUUUUAGUAAUUUGUAUGGAACCCCAAAUCAAUUUGUAGCCUAUAUUCUGGUCUGAGAAAAGUGUAGGGGAGUUUAGUGUCACGCUCAAGGCCAUCCCACUUAAUUUUAGUCAUUUCCACAUUCCUACGUGUCUUUCAGUGUUUUUUGGUAAUUGAUCGUAUUGCUUGCCACACUACCACCGUGGUAGGAAUGUGAGAGUAGUAUAGCUGACCCUCGUGGUGGAAAUGUAUUUUGACGGGAGCGUUAAUUUAAUCAAUUUAUACAGAAACAAUACAUUUAAAUAAUUCAGCGCGCGUCGCGAUACGAUCGAAACAAUCGUAUGGUGGCGCUGUUUGUGAUAAUAUUCAAAUGAGACCGCAUUCCUGUCGUGAUCAUCGAAUCUCGUCAUAGGGUGGUUCUUGAACAAACUGGGCCACUUUGCAUUGAUGAAACGAUACUCCGCCGAUGCGGUCAUUUAUUCUGUCGAUUAUUAUCUGGAGUAAAUUUGCAAAUUCGCGUUUUGGGCAAUAUUGUGCGCCGAAGUUGGACUGGAAAAAAACACGCAUUUGGAGCUAGACUGGGGUGCAGUGAGCGCACAUGAGAACAAUGAGCUCCGCUACAGUUACGCAGUCACAGCAAAGGUACGUGCUGUUCGUUGUUGUUAUUCUUCUCCGGUCUGUGAAUCAAAUAUCCACCUCCGUGACCCAUUAUUCCAUACCCGAGGAAAUGAAGGAGGGAUCCGUGGUUGCCAACCUUGCCAGCGAUCUCGGACUGGACGUUGAAACACUGAACAAAAGGAAGAUGCGUUUGGACAUUAUUUCAAACAAAAAAUAUCUGGACGUGAACAAAGACACCGGGGAGCUGUAUAUCGUUGAGAAGAUUGACAGGGAACACAUCUGCUCAACAAAAUCUCCAGGUUCUUGUUAUCUCGGACUAGAAAUGAUCCUGGAAAACCCGUUGAGAAUUUUUAACAUCGAAGUUGAAAUAAUGGACAUGAAUGACAACGCCCCUCAAUUUAGGAGAGACGCCUUUCAUUUGGAUGUAUCUGAAUCGACACCAAAAGGGGAGAGAUUCUCUCUUAGCAAUGCAGUCGAUCCGGAUGUAGGCAGCAACACAGUGAAAACAUAUCAUCUCAGUGAAAGUGAACAUUUUAAAAUUGAGGUUCAGACGGGGAGGGAAGGAAGGAAAAUUGCGGAUUUGAUUUUGAAUAAAGUUUUAGACCGAGAGGAGCAGGCUGUGCACAAUUUAAUAUUAACGGCAGUAGAUGGCGGCGCACCUCCGCGUUCUGGCACAGCGAGUAUUAUUGUUCAUGUUUUAGACAAUAAUGACAACGCCCCUCUCUUUGAUAAUACUAUUUACAGUGUUAAAAUCAUGGAAAAUUCCCCUAUUGGAAGCCUUGUUAUUGAUUUAAAUGCGACUGAUUUGGAUGAGGGUUCAAAUUCUGAUUUAACAUACUCAUAUAGUUUGUAUACACCCGAGAAAACACGAGAAACAUUUAAUUUGAAUCCUUCGACAGGUGAGAUCACUGUUAAAGGAAUGUUGAAUUAUGAAGAUUUCAGGAUUUAUGAUAUGGAAGUUAUAGCAGCAGACAGAGGCAUCAAUAGUUUAUCCGGACAAUGUACGAUCAAAAUUCAAAUUGAGGACAUGAAUGACAACCACCCAGAAAUAUCCAUUAAAUCUUUUCAAAGUCCAGUCAGCGAAAACAUUGAUGUCGACACCGUGAUAGCAGUUUUGAGUGUGAGUGAUAAGGACUCCGGCAAUAAUGGAGUGGUGGAUCUUCGCAUUCCAAACAACAUGCCUUUUAAAUUGAGGGAGUCGCCCGAUAGCUUAUAUAAAUUAGUUGUUUCGGAGCCAUUAGACCGUGAGAAGAUUCCAGAAUACGACAUCACCUUCACCGUCACAGACAGAGGCGCCCCUCCUUUAAGUGACAACGAAACCAUGACUUUGCAUCUACUGGAUGUAAAUGAUAAUGCGCCACACUUCCCUCAGUCCUUUUAUACCAUACGUGUGAUGGAGAAUAACGCCCCUGGCGCCUUGCUGAGCUCCCUCAGUGCCUUUGACCCCGACCUCCAUGAGAACCAGUACCUAGUGUACUUCAUCCUGGAGAAGGAGAUAGCCAACACCUCCAUGUCCAUGCUCUUCUCCAUCAAUCCAGAGAACGGCAAUCUUUACGCACUAAAGACUUUUGACUAUGAGAUGGAGAAGGACUUCCUCUUCCACAUCGAGGCCAGAGACUCUGGUUCUCCUCCGCUCAGCAGCAACGUGACCGUCCACAUCAUCAUCGUGGAUCAGAAUGACAACACCCCGGUUAUCGUCUCUCCUUGGCGAGCGCACGGCUCCGUAGUGGAGGAGAAGAUCCCCAGAUCCACAGAUAAAGGCUCCCUGGUGGCCAAGGUGAUAGCCUUGGACGUGGAUUCCGUGCACAACUCUCGCGUCACCUACCAGUUCCUGCAGGUGACCGACGCCUCUUUGUUCAGUCUGGACCAGUACAACGGGGAGAUCCGCACCAUGAGGAUGUUCAGCUACAAAGAUUCUCGUCACCAGAGACUGGUGGUUGUUGCCAAGGACAACGGGGAGCCCGCUCUCUCCGCUACGGUCACCAUCAAGCUGUCCACGGUGGAAACGGCCGUGAAGGCUUACUCGGACAUGACCGAGGUACCGCUGGAAUACGACAUCUUCUCGGACCUCAACCUGUAUUUGGUCAUCGGUCUAGGCUCGGUGUCCUUCCUGCUGCUCAUCACCAUCCUGGUCACCAUCGUGCUCAAGUGCCAGAAGGUCAAGCCCAGCAAAGCGGCUCCUCCCUGCAGGAACAGCGUGAUCAGCGAGAGGAACUCCACCAUCGCAGAUUCCACUCUGGUGUCCAACGAUGCCUACUGGUACAGUCUGUUCCUAGCAGAGACCAGGAAAGGAAAACUGGUGGUCAGGCAGCCCAUGCCGAAGGGCUCAAGGUACAUUGUGUCCAGUAUUCCCAGGAGCACAGGCAUGUCUGAAACUAGCGGCUCGGCUCCUUCCACCUUGCAGGUAUGA
Messenger RNA from Hippocampus zosterae (dwarf seahorse), 5885 nucleotides. RefSeq names its product protocadherin alpha-C2-like. Bases 3456 to 5885 code for a protein of 809 amino acids. NCBI's taxonomy places the organism in Eukaryota, Metazoa, Chordata, Actinopteri, Syngnathiformes, Syngnathidae. Gene Ontology annotation, biological process: homophilic cell-cell adhesion. The record is from RefSeq and is a predicted model, not a curated record. Gene Ontology annotation, molecular function: calcium ion binding. Gene Ontology annotation, cellular component: plasma membrane. The transcript has a single exon.